UCACUAAAAAGAUAUUACACAAUCCAAAAUCUAAUAUCAUGAAAAGAAAUUUGAUAUCUGUAAGUGUAAUCUAUUAAAAAGAUAACAAUCUAUAAACCCUACCACCCUUCAACCCUUUUCUAUAUAUAUCCAAAUACAACAUUCACAUGAACCAAUGCUUUUGACUCUCUCUUCUCAGUUCUCAGUUUUGUGAAGAACAGUUUUCUUUCUCCUUCGUUCAUCCUCGUUUCUGUGAUCAUCGAAGACAUCAAAAACAUCCAUGGCAGGAUUCCAACAGUACAACUUUUUUCCAACGGAUUUGUUCUACCCUCGUCCACAGUUUUCUGCUGCAGCUGUGGAACCUGCUUCUGGCAAGCCAACGACGGUGGUGCUUCCUUUGCAAACUGCAGAAGAAGAGAAGAAGAAGAAGAAGAAGACAGAACAUAAAAAGCACAUGGUCAUUGUUCCAUCUCAGAGCCAUGCUCAUCUUUCAAAACCAAAAGGGCAACCUCUGUUUGUGAAGAAAGUGUCCACACACGCCAUGAAGCCACGUUCUUGGGCCAUUUGCUUGACUGAAGAAGAUGAGAGUGAUGCUUCCUAUUAGAAUGUUAGUCAAAUUUGUAGCACUUCAAUCACCUAUUCAACCAUGCUAAGAUAGAUAUUCAUACAUUUUCUUAUAUUAUUUUAAUGGAUAGA
Molecule: messenger RNA, 675 nt
Organism: Vigna unguiculata (cowpea)
Lineage: Eukaryota; Viridiplantae; Streptophyta; Magnoliopsida; Fabales; Fabaceae
Source: RefSeq, a predicted model, not a curated record